Molecule: messenger RNA, 2802 nt
Organism: Symbiodinium sp. CCMP2592
Lineage: Eukaryota; Dinophyceae; Suessiales; Symbiodiniaceae
Source: the annotation of a GenBank genome assembly
AUGAACGAGGAGCCCCAGCAGUACAAGACCUACCAGAGGCCUGUGGUGCAACAGAAAGCUGUAAUACUACGAGCGGCGAGGUGGGUCCGAAUGGACAUCGGCCUGGAGGUGCACACCUUACAUUACACGAUUCACCGCAAGUACACCAUGCACAGGGGCUACUUGGUGUUGAUUGCGGACCCCCACGAGGACCGCAUCGACCCGACCACGGAGCCCCACAAGUGCACGAUCCACCAGAAGCUCGAGGAGAGGCUCAAGCCAGCAGCAAUGGGAGUGGAGAUGGGCACCAUCGCCGAUGCCAUGAAACCCCACAGCAAGCUCAAAAACCGGCCAGCGAGCCUCGCCCUCUACAUGAUCCUCGGGCAGAGCGGUGCAGGAGAUACAAGUGACCAAGUGUGGAAUGAAGGCAUCGCCGAGGAGCUCGCGGAGGACCUGACUGAUGCCUGGGAGGCGGACCACGACGUCGUUGGCAUGAUGGCGGAGGUUAGGCCCGCUGCCUCUAUGCAGCACUGUGCUGGGGAUACCGCCGAUGCUAGUCCAAUGGGCCGAGACGUCGGCCCCUGCUCGAUGACUCAGCUCCGAUGGGCCCGGAGUGCCUCGGCUGUGAUCCUCUGGCUGGCGGGGCUAGAGUCCCCGACGGAAAGCGACGCUGUGGAGGAUGAGGUGUCCAUGGUCGCCAAACGGUCCGAGUCCACAGUGCGCCUGGUGCCAGGCCCGGGGCGGGCGCUAUUGUCGCGAAGGCCCUUGGCAAAAGGGUCGGUGCCGUGGAGACAACUUGACGAGGAGGUGAGCGACACAGUGGAAGUGGAAGUGGAGGAGUGUAGCCCCGCGGCGAACCCCCGAGAGGAGGCGGCGGAACUCACGCCAUACCAAGUAUGGCAACUGCUCCUUGGACUCACCGAAGAAUCCACUCUCACUGUCACGUCGAUCUCGCAGGAAGGCAUCCUACCAAGCUACGUGUACAACAAUAUCAUCGAGACGCUCAUGGACCAGGACGAUGAGGACUUCGAGGCCUUUGAAGGUGACCUGGGCCAGAUCCUGGGGGACCUCACGGUAACGCUCAGGGACAUUGUCGAGACGGUACGGGAAAACAGAAAACGGAAAAGGCAGAGAGACACGGAAGCGGCCGAUGCACCGGACCGAACAGGAAGCUCCCGCGACCAUGAAGGCGGAGACCCCGGAAGUGAAGGAGAUGGCGCCAUUGAAGUCACCGCCUUCAUGCAGCGCACAGUGACUGGGGUACUCCGGGGACCUCGCCAUGCAGAGACCGGACAACAGUCGCUGCACGCAGAGCUCCAGCAGUACGAGGACCCCAAGGCAGCUCGGCUUUCGAAAGCACUACUGAGGAGGCUACAAGGGCAGGCGCACCGUGUGGAGGAUUACGACUCGGUCUGUGCGGUUCUCUUGGCGCAUGCGGACCCGGAGGCUGAGACUGUGUGCAAGAGUGAGGAGCAGGAAUGGGUCACUACAUGGGAACGACGUCUUACGAGGAGUACAUUCGCGGCGGGGGCUGGAUCUUCCACGGACCUGCCGGUGAUGGUUGACGAAGAGACCCAGCCGAACCAGAAUGACCAGGACGCCGAGCUGUACGAGUGGCACCUGGCCAAGACGAGGGAGGACGACCAGAGGGGCGAGCGGAACCAAGUGGCGGCCAUGGCGGGCUGGUCAGUGAGACCGGGCCCAAAGAGAAUGCGCUUGGAAAUUGAGGCGGGGUCCAAGACCGAGGGCGGGCGCAGCAUGACCCUGGCUGUGGCUGAAGGGGAAGAGGUCCGGCUGGCGAUCAAGGCAGUGAUGGAGCAAGGGCCAGAUGAGUACCUCCAUGCAGGACGACCGGUAGAAGCCAAUGAGGCGAUGGAGGCCAUCCGACUGGAAGAGGAAAGGCUAGAGCAAUGGAGGCCGGGUGACCCCACAUCGGGGGACCAGGAGUUGAUGUACCAGAGGAGGAACAAGAAUGGCGAAGAGCGGCCAACCUGGCCCGCGACCGCCGACACGCAAAAUGGCGGAGCCGGGCAGAGGACGCUCGCCGAGAGGCUGAAGCCGGAACAGGAGGAGGAGGAGGGAGAGGCCGCCCCUGUGCCACGAGACAGUGCCCGACAAGGUGAGCUACCCGGAGCUGCAGGAGAUGCUGGAAGUGCCCUUCGAGCCCUGCCAGAACCUCGCGAAGGAACCGCCCCUCAAGAACCAGAACGCCAGCAGUACCAGCACAACGUGACUGGUGAAGUGCUGGCAGAUCCAGCCCAACAGGACACGGAGCCCUAUGAUACGAUGGAUGUGGAGCCGCGUGCACCAUAUGCACCGGAACCACAACAAACAGUGGCAGACGAGAGCGAUGCCGAGGAGCUUUUCCGUAUCUCGGAAGAAAUGGAACAGUUCCGAGCACUACAGCGAAUGGGAGAUGAAGAUCUGUACCGCUUGUGGGACCAGGGGAAGGUAACUAGCCAGCAGUUGGCGGACGCAGGGGGUCAGGCACUUGUCAACAGACUGGUGCAACGGAAGCGGCGGGAGCGCAAAGCGGGUGCGCCUUCACACCCAACGGGGGAUGCCGUGGCUCUCGGCAGUGGACAACAGUCCGAGCACCUCCAAUGGCUGCGUGACCAACCUCGUCACCAUGUUGACCAGAUGUUCAUGGCAGGUGACAUCUCAGACGCGGCUGUGCUCGAGUUGUGGGGCCCGGGCAUGCUCCGCGAGCUUGCGCAGCUGUGUUGGGACCGCCGUCGCGCGGCCGAAGUGGCUCGUGAAGCUGACCGCGAACAAGGUGGGGUGCGGAGGCGACGAAGUGACCGGACGGACAGCGGAGACUGA